AUGGAGGCGGCUCUGCAAUUCCGCUUCCAGCCAUUCAGAUUGAAGCCCUUAUUCCAUUACUUUGCUACUUCCAAUCUGCUUCUUUCACCCUUCAAAAGAAGGACAAUUUCCCCUAUCCCUUCUCCUUCUGCCUUCCAUCUCCUUUGCUGCUCUUCCUCCAAUUCUUCCCCUGCCACCUCCACCGUCCCGGCCCCCGCCCCCGCCCGCCGAGCCCGGAGAGCCUCCUCUUCUGCCCCGUCAACUUCUGACGCUGAGGCCAUUCGCGCCAUCCGUAUCAACAAGGUUCAAGAGUUGAGGGGGAAGGGCCUUGAACCAUAUGCUUACCAGUGGGAUAGGACUCAUACUGCCAAUCAAUUGCAAGAAAUUUAUAAACACCUGGGGAACGGGGAAGAGUCUGAACCUGAUAGUGAUCAAGUUUCUGUAGCCGGUAGAAUAGUAGCUCGCAGGGCUUUUGGGAAGCUUGUUUUUCUGACACUGAGGGAUGAUUCGGGGACAAUCCAGCUUUACUGUGAGAAGGAACAGCUUGAAAAUGAUCAGUUUGAGCAGUUGAAAACGCUUUUGGAUAUAGGUGAUAUAUUGGGUGCAAAUGGCUCAAUCAAGCGCACAGAAAAGGGAGAAUUAUCGGUUCGUGUGAGUUCAUUUUCAAUCCUUACGAAAUCAUUGCUUCCGUUGCCAGACAAAUAUCAUGGCUUAACUGAUAUUGAUAAGCGUUAUCGCCAACGGUAUGUAGAUAUGAUAGCUAAUCCUGAAGUUGCAGAUAUAUUUCGGAAAAGGGCCAAGAUUGUCUCAGAGAUACGCAAUUCAGUAGAAUCUCAUGGCUUCAUUGCUGUCGAGACGCCAGUUCUUCAGGGAGCAGCUGGAGGAGCAGAAGCUAGGCCUUUUAUUACGUAUCAUAACUCUCUUGGUAGGGAUCUUUACCUUAGGAUUGCAACGGAGCUUCAUUUGAAGAGAAUGCUUGUUGGUGGGUUUGAAAAAGUUUACGAGAUUGGACGCAUUUUUAGGAAUGAAGGGAUUUCAACCCGACAUAAUCCUGAAUUUACUACAAUAGAAAUGUAUGAAGCAUAUUCAGACUAUCAAAGGAUGAUGGAUCUGGCUGAAGAAAUUGUAACGAGAUGUGCUCUUGCAGUGCAGGGAACUCUUGAUAUAAAAUAUCAGGGUAUAGAUAUAUGCUUAGAGAGGCCAUGGAGGCGGGAAACAAUGCAUAAUCUUGUGAAAGAAGCCACUGGAAUUGACUUCCUGACGUUCAAUGAUGAUGCUAUAUCCGCCAAAGAUGCCACUCUAAAAGCGCUUGCCAUUGGUGAUGAUAUUCAAUUCAAAUAUGCAAUUGAAGCAUGCCAAUCGGUCGGCCACGUGCUGAAUGAGGUUUUUGAAUUUGUGGUAGAGCCAAAGCUGUUGCAACCUACCUUUGUCCUGGAUUACCCGAUUGAAAUAUCACCCCUAGCCAAACCCCACAGAAGGCAUGCGGGGUUAACCGAAAGAUUUGAACUUUUCAUUUGCGGUCGUGAGCUAGCUAAUGCAUUUUCUGAAUUGACUGAUCCAUUGGACCAGAGAAAACGUUUAGAAGAGCAAGUAAGGGAACACAAUGAGAAAAAAGCAGUCGUUGCAGAAAACAUGAGUGAUGAUGACUCGUAUGAAGUGACUCUGGAUGAAGACUUCCUUACCGCUUUGGAGUACGGGAUGCCUCCUGCUUCUGGAAUGGGUCUUGGCAUUGAUCGGCUAGUAAUGCUUCUAACUGACUCGGCAAGUAUUCGUGAUGUGAUUGCAUUUCCGGUGCUGAAGAACCAGCAAUAA
Oldenlandia corymbosa var. corymbosa is the source of this 1791-nucleotide messenger RNA. The record is from the annotation of a GenBank genome assembly. NCBI's taxonomy places the organism in Eukaryota, Viridiplantae, Streptophyta, Magnoliopsida, Gentianales, Rubiaceae.